Molecule: messenger RNA, 1000 nt
Organism: Crotalus tigris (Tiger rattlesnake)
Lineage: Eukaryota; Metazoa; Chordata; Lepidosauria; Squamata; Viperidae
Gene: PSMB8
Product: proteasome 20S subunit beta 8
Exons: 6
Coding region: 48-878 (276 amino acids)
Cellular component (GO): proteasome core complex
Molecular function (GO): threonine-type endopeptidase activity
Source: RefSeq, a predicted model, not a curated record
CCAAGUUCUACUUUCGCUUUCACCGCGCCGGAGAGGAAGAAGCGGCAAUGGCGCUCCUGGAUGUCUGCGGACGCUCCCGCGGGGAGUGGGACUGGCCUCUGCCCGGAGGGGUCGCCGCCGCUGCCGGAUCUCGCCAAGGAUCCUCGCACUACGCUUUCGGGGUGCGGGAGCCCCAGAUGUCGGUGCUCCCGGGGAUCCAGCCGUCCGAGGUCCUCAACAGCCUCUCCGAGACCAGUGGCUCCCGGUUUGCACCAGUCCACGGCACCACAACCCUGGCCUUCACCUUCCAGCACGGGGUCAUCGUGGCUACCGAUUCCCGAGCAUCGGCCGGCAACUACAUCGAUACUUUCCAGUGCAACAAGGUGAUUGAGAUCAACCCUUACCUGCUGGGCACCAUGUCUGGAAGUGCAGCCGAUUGCCAAUAUUGGGAACGUCUCCUGGCCAAAUACUGCAGGCUCUACUUCCUUCGGAACAAGGAGCGGAUCAGCAUCUCAGCUGCCUCCAAGCUCUUGGCCAACAUGCUGGCCGAAUACCGGGGCAUGGGGCUCUCGGUGGGCAGCAUGGUGUGCGGAUGGGACAAGAAGGGCCCAGGUCUCUACUAUAUUGAUGACAGAGGAGCCCGGCUGAAAGCCCCCCUUUUUUCCACGGGAAGCGGAAACACGUAUGCCUAUGGAAUCCUGGACAGUGGCCACCGGCCCGAUCUUAGUGUGGAGGAGGCCUACGAGCUCGGCCGAAGGGCCAUCUGCUAUGCCACCCAUCGUGACUCCUACUCGGGUGGGGUGGUAAACAUGUACCACAUGAAGGAAGAUGGCUGGAUCCGUGUCGGGAAGACGGAUGUCAGUGACCUGCUCCACCAGUAUGUGGAGGAGAAGAAAUGAGAUGGGCAGAUGACUGCAAGCACGGAGAUCUUCUGACACUCAGGGCUGACAGAGAGGAAAGGGAUGGGGGACUGUUCCCCCUGUCUUUUUACGGGGCAACAAUAAACCACAUUUGAACUCGU